GAUUACGACCCCAAGAAGGAAGCCCUAGUCGAGGAGGACCCGUUUGGAAAUGAAGAUGGCGCGUCGGUCAAGUAUCAUAUUAUGAAGUGGUGGCAAUGUGGAAUGCUAAUGAUUGCUGAAAACAUCUCUCUGGGGAUUCUAUCACUCCCUUCAGCCGUUGCAACGCUUGGAAUUGUCCCGGCUUUACUUCUCAUCUUGGGUCUAUCAGGUAUAACAUGGUAUACCGGAUACAUCCUAAAUCAAUUUAAACUCCGAUACCCACAUGUUCAUAGCAUGGGUGAUGCGGGUGAGCUGCUUAUGGGUCGAUUUGGACGCGAAUUCCUGGGCCUCGGGCAGCUACUAUUCUUGACCUUCAUCAUGGCUAGCCAUUUGUUAACGUUCACCGUCGUGAUGAACGAAUUAACCGACCACGGGGCUUGUACUAUUGCCUUUGGCAUAGUCGGACUGGUAAUUAGUUUUAUCGGAGCCCUGCCGCGAACGAUGGAUAAGGUCUACUUGAUCUCGAUCGCAUCCUUUGCUAGUAUUCUCACAGCGAUCAUCGUGGCGAUGAUUGCAAUCGGCGUCCAAGCCCCAGCACACGUGGCCGUCGACAUUACUACCGAUACAACCUUCGUCAAGGCAUUCCUGUCGACUACGAAUAUCGUCUUUGCAUUCGCUGCUCAUGUGGCAUUUUUCGGCUUCAUGUCGGAAAUGGAAGACGCUCGCGAGUUCCCCAAAUCUCUCGCUAUGAUGCAAAUCUCCCAAACCACUUUAUAUGUGAUCACCUCGAUCGUGAUAUACUGCUAUGCAGGGCCGGAUGUUUUGUCUCCUGCCUUGGGCUCCGCGGGCCCUGUUAUGAAAAAGGUCGGAUACGGACUUGCUAUUCCAACUGUGGUUUUCUCCGGAGUGGUUCUGGGUCAUGUUGCCUGCAAAUACACCUACGUGCGUAUCUUCCGGGGCACGUCUUAUAUGCAUGAGAAGAGUCUUGUCUCGAUUGGUGCAUGGGUUGCCAUUGCGUUCGUCACAUGGACGGUCGCAUGGGUGAUCAUGGAAUCGAUUCCAGUGUUCAACGACCUCCUAAGUCUCAUUAGUGCCCUUUUCGGAAGUUGGUUUAGCUAUGGCUUGCCUGCAAUCUUCUGGCUAGCAAUGAACCGGGGAGUAUGGUUCUCUUCGUUCAAAAAGACAUGCCUGACGAUUCUGAACCUGGCCAUUUUGGCAAUCGCCUGCGCGAUCUGUGGCCUAGGCCUCUACGUAUCGGGGAAAUCAAUCCACGACGACUCGAAAGGCGGCAGCUGGUCAUGUGCAAAUAACGCCUAACGGAACCAAACCAGCGUAGAAUAAAAUUAAUACAUAGCAUAAACGGAGUACAAUGGGACUGACAUU
Messenger RNA from Aspergillus steynii IBT 23096, 1362 nucleotides. Its product is annotated as putative amino acid transporter. Gene Ontology annotation, cellular component: vacuolar membrane. The transcript has 10 exons. Bases 82 to 1296 code for a protein of 404 amino acids. NCBI's taxonomy places the organism in Eukaryota, Fungi, Ascomycota, Eurotiomycetes, Eurotiales, Aspergillaceae. Gene Ontology annotation, biological process: amino acid transmembrane transport. Gene Ontology annotation, molecular function: amino acid transmembrane transporter activity. The record is from RefSeq and is a predicted model, not a curated record.